AUGUCUUUCGUAGGAAGACAACGGUUUCUGUGCCUCCUCUGCCAAUCGAGGUCCUUUAGCACACGAUACCGCCGCCUCGCCGAAGAACCUACCAAAGCCGCCACCGCCGUUCCUGCAGAGAAACCGAAAAAGUUCAUACCCGCCUCGCCUCUGGAGGAUGCGCCGAGAUCAUAUGGCAAGCGGCUCGAAAAAUUCACACCGAAGCCGCUGAGCCGGCCGAUAGGCCUGCCUUACCCCCCGGAACCGGGCCAGAACACGGGCACCGACCUGCGCACAAUGAAGCAGCGCCGGGAUGACUUUGUCAACAUCAAUAAGCACUUGGAGAAGCGCGAGAUGCUGAAGAACAAAUUCUCCCGCCCCUACUUCCGCGACUGGGGCAACCUCAACUUCCAUAAGGGCAAGACCUUCAUCGCGCCCCCGCGGCCCUUCAAGGGCGACCUUUCGCUUUAUUUCCCCAACCUCUACGGCCAAACUCUAUUAAAAACAGACCGCACGCCCCGCGAUACGACCCCGACGCUUUUCGGCAAAGUAUCUGUCGUCAGCAUAUUCAGCAGCACCUGGGCUGAGAACCAGGCCAACACAUUUAUAUCACCCGAUCACAACCCGGGUCUGACAAAAGUCCUCGAGGAGAACCAGGACCGGUCCCAGCUGGUGCGUGUUAACAUUGAGGAGGAUGGCCUCAAGGCGAUGCUCAUCAAGCUGUUUAUUGGUGGGUUGAGGAAGAGGAUUGGGGAGGCGAAUUGGGAUAAGUACUUUAUUGUGAGGAGGGGUGCUUCGGAUGAGAUUCGGGAGGGGAUUGGGUUGUUGAAUGGCAGGGUUGGGUACACGUAUUUGCUUGACAGCCAGUGUAGGAUACGCUGGGCGGGAAGUGGGCUGAGUGAGGACCAUGAGCGAGAAGGUCUGGUUAAGGGGCUCGUUCGGCUGCUUAAUGAGGAGAAGAAGACUGCUGCCAAGGUAUGA
This is a messenger RNA of Pseudomassariella vexata, 960 nucleotides long. RefSeq names its product ATP10 protein-domain-containing protein. Gene Ontology annotation, cellular component: mitochondrial inner membrane. The record is from RefSeq and is a predicted model, not a curated record. The coding region runs from base 1 to 960 and encodes 319 amino acids. Gene Ontology annotation, biological process: mitochondrial proton-transporting ATP synthase complex assembly. The transcript has 2 exons. NCBI's taxonomy places the organism in Eukaryota, Fungi, Ascomycota, Sordariomycetes, Amphisphaeriales, Pseudomassariaceae.